GACAAAAAAAUAUAUAUUCAUACAUAUACGAGUAUUCCUAUGUAAGAGUGGAAAAAUUUCAUAUCAACGAAGUGCCGAUUAACAGUGUUUAUAUCAUAAGCCAGCUUAUGACACACAACUUAGCGCGUGGCACUAAAAUUAGUAAAUAUUUUAAUAUGUAAAUAACCGAAAAUAAGCAAAGAACUGUCUCAAGUGUGAUAAAGAUGUGCAUGUGUGCGGUGGCAGAAUGUUUGCGUAAUGAGAUUUUCCUUCCAAUUUGGCGAGUUAGUGAGUAGCAGCCCUUGGGCUUGCUGAAUGAAAAUUCUCAGUGAUUGAUAAAGUGAAAAUAGCUGUGUAUACAUACAUAUGUAUGUAUAUGUAUACAUACAAAGAAAUGCUGCGUUGACCUUCCUGAACUUGAACCUGAAAGAACGUGAACGUGAAAACUAUUGCUGCAGCCGAAUUGAGCAGUCGUCAUUAAUACGUACAUAUGUACAUACUUACGCACAUAUUUAUGUACACGAGUGCAACCAAAUCUUAGCACUUGCAUGUGCGCGUGGGAGUGUGUGUGUGCUUGUGUGUUUGCCAAAGCAAUUCACUGCCGCUAAUAUUAAACGCUUAUACUAAAUAUAAAAACCAAACUUAGUGCCAACUUUGAAAUAUUUUUACACAUACAUUCAGUCACAGGGCGAGCUGCAUUCGUGACUGUCAACUCAUUCGCCAAAUUCUUUUGACAACAAAGCGCUCGCACCAACAACGUAUUCUUAGUGCCGUCGUCAUAGAUUGCCGCACUAGAACUAUACGAAUGAGAUUUACGAUUUUUGUAAACAAUUUUAGUUCAAUAAUAUCACACAACUUUUAAACGUUUUCGGUCUAUAAACAUCAAUGAGUGAUGGAAAAAGCAACGGCAUGCGACAACAGCGGUCAGGUCUAUCGCGCGACAACAUUACCCACCCCCAACAACAACGAAGGCUUAGAUAAUAGUAAAAAGCCGGCAUCAGCAACGUCACAGUCACAGGCGAAGCCAAAGAAAGUGCGUCGCGACAAAAGUGAUUUGGGUGAGAAUUUCAAAGCACCAGAUGGCGGCUGGGCUUGGUUGGUGUGCAUCGCUGCCGGUUGCUCGAACCUGUCGAUCUAUCCAUGUCUACAGCAGUUCGGUUUUAUAUUCCGCGAACGUUUGGGUGUUUUAGGUCUAACCAGUUCGCAAAUCACAACAAUUAUUAAUACGAAUCCAGCUGUGUCGGCAUGUACAGGACUCUUAAAUGGACCAAUGUUUCGACGCUUUACCUUUCGACAGGUUGCACUAGCAGGUUCAGUUUUCAUCUUCACGGGUCUAAUAUUAACAGCCUUUUGUGAUUCCUUUAUCGGGUAUAUGAUAACCUAUGCGCUGCUAUUUGGCUUUGGUGUCGGCAUUAGUGUGUCCGCCUCAUCACUUGCCAUAAACACUUACUUCAAGAACAAAAGACGUCGUGCAGCUGGCUUUUCGUGGACACUCACUGGUCUCGGGCCGAUUUUCUUGCCGCACGUAGUCACACUAUUUGUCGCGUAUUAUGGCGUACAAGGCACCGUAAUCAUAUUCGCCGCCCUCUCAUUGCAUUCAAUGGUUUGUGCACUUAUUUAUCAACCGGUGCGCUAUCAUGCACCGCAACCCGAUGUGCCCGAAGCGGCUGGAGAUUCGGGCAUCGCGGCAGGCGAAGCGGAGUAUCUCUGCGAAUAUUGUCAAAUACAAUGUAAACGUAACGGUAUCUUCUCCAGCCAAUACUUGUAUCAGGACGAUGACGAAGCUAUGCCUGGGUAUGAAAUAAUCGAGCCGGGCACGCCGAUGUUGUCACGCGCCAAUGACGGUUGGUUCGGUUCGAAGUUGUCGUUGACCUCAAUGCAUAGAACGGGUACACCACGCUUUCGUACCGUCUCCAGUUCGAAAGAUAUCGAGGGUAUAACUCGACUUAAUCGUGUGAUAUCUGAGGAAGAACUGAAGACGGCCGAGGUUUACAAACCGAACAACUUCAAACGUGAACGCGACGAAGUGCUGCUCAAGCAAUCGGCUAGCAAUGGCAACUUUCGUGCGCCGCCACAUUUUGGUGGCUUACAUGGUACGACGGCUCCAUUAUGUUGUACUUGUGCCGAGGAGCGUAUGCUGCUCGAAAAGGCGCAGCUUCGUUCAAGUCUUACCAUCAAAAGGCUGGAAACAACGGCGGAGGAAGACGAAGAUGCCACAAUGUCUGUGAAGAGUUUUACCUUCUUACAGAAAGUGGUGACUUUCUUUGAUCUCGAUUUAUUGCGUGAUUUCACGUUCGUUAAUCUGGUGUUGGGUUUAACGAUUAUCAAUUUCGGUGAAUUGAAUUUUUCUAUACUAACGCCAUUCAUACUAAAUGAUUUCGGAUUUACCACGUCGCAAAUUACUUCGGCUAUGUCAGUGCUGGGUGGUUUAGAUAUUAUUGUGCGAUUCAUCGUACCAUUCGUCACGGAGAAAAUACCGUGGGAUAAUCGUGUCUUCUUCCUAAUAGGCGUCGUUGGCAUUGCACUCGGUCGCACUGUCGUCGCGUGUACUCGCUCCUAUACGGUCAUACUUUGCACGUUCGUUUGGAUUGGAAUGUGCAAAGGUGUGCGCACUAUUUUCUGGCCUCUCAUCAUACCCAGUUGUGUGCCAUUGAAACGUUUACCAGCUGCUUCCGGUUUGCAAUUGCUCAUUUCCGGCCUAUUUACGUUUGCCUGUGGACCCUUUGUGGGCCUUAUACGCGAUCGUUUCAACUAUUCGAUCACCCUGCAUUUCCUCAACAUGAUGUCAUUUAUCGCUGCCAUCUCAUGGACGCUUGAGGCGUUGGUGCGCCGUUAUCGUCGUCGUUGUCGGGAUCGCAAACGAACUUGCGCCACAUGACUAUACGCCGUUAACGUAAUGUAAUUUUGCUUGAGUCGACGCUAGAUGCCGCUCCCGCAUCACAGACGCAAACCAAAUACUUUUCCAAUACACUUACCUGUUAUCAGAAAUCAUGUUUGUACAUGUAUAUGGACAUAAAUUGAAAAUGUGUGGGAAAUAUACUAUAUAAUAUAUAUAUAUAUAUAUAUAUGUAUAUACUUAAGCUGUACUUUAUUGUAUAAGUCUAACGAUUUUCAUAAUAUUUCCUACAAAAUUUAAUAUUACAAUUCACAUAGGUAUAUGAGUAUGUAAAUAUGUACCCACUAAUCUUCAUAUAAGCAUAACUAAGUAAUAAGUACUACAUUUAAGAUAGAAAACGUCUAAUUGCCUACAAAACUUAAUUUUUCAGCGCCAUCGGUAGUGUUGCUCAAGCCACGACACAGGCUAUGAAAUUGUCAAAAAUAUUCGAUCAAAACCUUUGCAAAUCUGAUUAAAUUCCCAGCAAAACAUUAAUUUUCUGAGGCGCCUGUUUUUGCCAAGUCAAAACGUUGAUGCAAAAUGUUGGGCAAAAAAUUGUAAAAAAAAAAAUAUUCCGCCAACCGUUGCCGAGAUAUUAAAAUUUCGCAAUUUUUGGAUUUUAGAAUAAUAUCUUCUUUAAUCUAUUCUAAUUGAAUUCAAAUGUGUAUAUAUUUGUAUAACAAAGUUAUAUUACAACAAUUCACAGAAUGUAAGAAAUAGUUAAUAAAUCAAUAAAUGUGAAUUUACUUAUUUUAAAAGUACAAAAAAGGGAAA
This is a messenger RNA of Bactrocera oleae (olive fruit fly), 3628 nucleotides long. RefSeq lists its product as uncharacterized. Gene Ontology annotation, cellular component: membrane. NCBI's taxonomy places the organism in Eukaryota, Metazoa, Arthropoda, Insecta, Diptera, Tephritidae. Gene Ontology annotation, molecular function: monocarboxylic acid transmembrane transporter activity. Gene Ontology annotation, biological process: transmembrane transport. The record is from RefSeq and is a predicted model, not a curated record.